Molecule: messenger RNA, 3247 nt
Organism: Apodemus sylvaticus (European woodmouse)
Lineage: Eukaryota; Metazoa; Chordata; Mammalia; Rodentia; Muridae
Gene: Ikbke
Product: inhibitor of nuclear factor kappa B kinase subunit epsilon
Exons: 22
Coding region: 387-2576 (729 amino acids)
Biological process (GO): peptidyl-serine phosphorylation
Cellular component (GO): cytoplasm
Molecular function (GO): protein serine/threonine kinase activity; ATP binding
Source: RefSeq, a predicted model, not a curated record
GAGAGAGAGAGAGAGAGAGAGAGAGAAGUGAAUCAGGAAGUGGAGCUAGAGCUUACAGCCUGGACUGGGUAUCCCACUGUUAUCAGAGAGGCAGGAAAAAAAAACCUUCAGACUCCAGACCAUCACCUGCUUUGCCUAUGGAUUCUGGGAGCCCAUAGCUAUCAGGAUCUUCUAGGCACUGCUAGAAAUGGAUUGACUUCAAGGCCUGAAUUCCCGGGGGUGCCACCCAGUCCCACAAGUCUGCAUUCCCCUGCAGCUGAGAUGGGAGAUGGGCUCAGCUCCUGGACUUGCCCCAGACAGAAAGCAUAACACACACUUGCCAGGGAGAGUCUUUGCCUGAUUCUGGGCCACUUGGAGUGCAGGAAGAAGAUAGCCAAGCCCAGGAGAUGCAGAGUACCACUAACUACCUGUGGCAUACUGAUGACCUGCUAGGGCAGGGGGCCACUGCCAGUGUGUACAAGGCCCGAAACAAGAAAUCCGGAGAGGUGGUUGCAGUAAAAGUCUUCAACUCAGCCAGCUACCGGCGGCCCCCUGAGGUACAAGAGAGGGAGUUUGAGGUCCUGCGGAGGCUGAAUCACCAGAACAUCGUGAAGCUGUUCGCGGUGGAGGAAACGGGAGGCAGCCGGCAGAAGGUGCUAGUGAUGGAAUACUGCUCCAGCGGGAGCCUGCUGAGCGUGCUGGAAGACCCCGAGAACACAUUCGGGCUUCCUGAAGAGGAGUUCCUGGUGGUACUGCGCUGUGUGGUGGCUGGCAUGAACCACCUGCGGGAGAACGGCAUUGUCCACCGUGAUAUCAAGCCUGGGAACAUCAUGCGCCUGGUGGGCGAGGAGGGGCAGAGCAUCUAUAAGCUCUCUGACUUCGGGGCUGCCCGGAAGCUGGACGAUGAGGAGAAGUUUGUUUCUGUCUAUGGUACGGAGGAGUACCUGCACCCUGACCUGUAUGAGCGGGCAGUGCUUCGCAAACCCCAGCAAAAGGCAUUUGGGGUGACUGUGGAUCUCUGGAGUAUCGGGGUGACCCUGUACCAUGCAGCCACCGGUAGCCUGCCCUUCAUCCCCUUUGGUGGGCCCCGGCGCAACAAGGAGAUCAUGUAUAGAAUCACCACAGAGAAGCCAGCUGGGGCUAUUGCAGGGACUCAGAAGCAGGAGAAUGGUCCCCUGGAGUGGAGCUACGGCCUCCCCAUCACCUGCAAACUGUCCAUGGGGCUGCAGAACCAGCUGGUGCCCAUCCUGGCCAACAUCCUGGAGGUCGAACAGACUAAGUGCUGGGGCUUCGAUCAGUUCUUUGCGGAGACCAGUGACAUCCUGCAGCGAACGGUCAUCCACGUGUUCUCCCUGCCCCAGGCGGUUUUGCAUCAUGUCUACAUCCACGCCCAUAACACGAUUACCAUCUUUUUGGAGGCUGUAUAUGAGCAGACCAAUGUGGCCCCCAAACAUCAGGAGUACCUCUUCGAGGGUCACCCUUGUGUCCUCCAGCCCAGCCUCCCGGCACAGCACAUCGCCCACACAGCUGCCAGCAGCCCUCUGACUCUGUUCAGCACGGCCAGCGACACGCCCAAGGGGCUGGCCUUCAGGGACCCUGCUCUGGAUGUCCCAAAGUUCGUCCCUAAGGUUGACCUACAGGCCGAUUACAGCACAGCUAAGGGGGUGCUGGGCGCUGGUUACCAGGCCCUGUGGCUGGCGCGGGUCCUGCUGGAUGGACAGGCGCUGAUGCUUCGAGGGUUACACUGGGUCCUGGAGGUGCUUCAGAACACGUGCCAGCAGACGCUGGAGGCCACGCGGACCGCCCUCCUCUUCCUCAGCAGCAGCCUGGCCACCGAAAGGUUCAGCAGUGGAGCUGGGACGUCUGAUGUCCAGGAACUAAAGGAAGCCACAGAGCUGAGGUCCAGGCUGCAGACUUUCUCAGAGGUCCUGUCUAAAUGUUCCCACAAUGUCACAGAAACCCAAAGGAGCCUGGGCUGUCUGAGUGAAGAGCUUUUGAAGAACUGGGAUCAGAUUCAUGCGGAUAACAGAAGUAUCCAGAAGAUUCAGUGUUGUUUGGACAAGAUGCACUUCAUCUACAAACAGUUCAAGAAAUCCAGGAUGAGGCCAGGGCUCAGCUACAACGAGGAGCAGAUCCACAAACUGGAUAAGGUAAAUUUUAGUCAUCUAGCCAAGAGGCUGUUGCACGUGUUCCAGGAGGAGUGUGUGCAGACGUAUCAGGUGUCACUGGUCACGCACGGCAAGCGGAUGAGGCAGGUACAGAAGGCCCAGAACCACCUGCACCUCCUUGGCCACUCUGUGGCUACCUGUAACUCAGAAGCCCGGGGAGCCCAGGAGAGCCUGAGCAAGAUCUUUGAUCAGCUCCUUCUGGACAGAGCUUCCGAACAGAGAGCUGAGGGACCACCACGAUCUCCUCAUCCCAGCCCUGAUCCGAAGGACCUGGUCUUCCAGCCAAAGAGGCCUCAGCCGUCCCUGUCUUGUGCCUUGGACAGCAUGCAGGAGCUUUGUAACGAUAUGAAGCUGUUGGCCUUUGAUCUCCAGGACAACAACAGACUCAUCGAACGGUUGCAUAGAGUUCCAUCAGCACCGGAUGUGUGAGCUCAUGGGGGCGCACAAGGCACGCGGAAGCAAUAGACUCAUUCAGACUGUAUCCCUGGACUGUGAGACCAAAUUCACAGCAAGUUCUGGUUGCAUCUCACUAGCCUACCUCCCUCUUGGCCAUUGGCCAACAGACUAGCAUUACGUUGACUGCCUGUCCUCUUGGGGAGCAGCUAGGACAGGGACUCCUGAGCAUCCUAGGCAGCACCGACAGGAGAGAGCAUGCGGCUACCACCACAGAGACCAAGACCCAGGCCCAGAGGUCUGAACUGGGUGGGUCUUGGGAAGAAAAGACUCAGCCCUCUCACACUCUGCACGUCCCAGAACCAGCAGGCUUCUCCUGGGGCUUCUCCUGCUUCUCUGGGGUGCUGGAUUGGAGGGCUUAUUUUUCAUUAUUUCCUAUGCUGUUUCCUGAGUAUCCCCAUUCCUGGCCACAGGCAACCCACAAACAGCCCCUCCGUGCUGCAUUUGAGAAAGUGGGUAGUUGAGGCCAACUGCUGGGGCUUUGGGGACCCCCUUUGCCUUUCCUGCGAGGAAGCCUUGGUUCUGAGAAACAGCUGGUCAGUAUCAACCAUAGCCAUGCUAAUUGGACAGAUGUCGGAACCCAGAGUCCUCAGGAGAGAGCAGGCCUGCACCUUCAGACAUGGAAUAAACGCCCUGCCUUUUCUGUU